AUGUUGCCAAGCAAGUUUUAUUAGUAGACAUUCACAGACUGCUCAUCACACCUUUAACCAAAUUUAUACCAAGAAAAAGACAAAAUUUAUACCAAGAAAAAGACUUGAGGAGAACCUAACAGAGGAAAAAUGUGUGUGAAGCUGUUGGCAAUCUACAGGAUUUAAUAACAUACGUAGUCAUGUGAUAGGAAGCAAGGCCCUUUUUGUUGCAUGGUUGUCUCCUUCAAAAAAUAUAAUCCAGAUUGACUGCAAUGUGCUUUGUGUGGUCAGAUUCAACACAGUGUGUGAGAUGCAAGCUUGGCAUCUGGUGGUUGCGGAGCACAGAGAUUGUUAAAAUGAAGUGUAUGGACAAUUGGUGAUUUGAUCUCAUGUUUGGAGGGCUGAUUUCUUCUACCACAAAAUUUGUUUGGAAACAUACCUUUAAAAGAAUCAGAAAAAUUGUAUUGUCAGAAACAACAGCCACUCAGAAGAAGGGUUUUGAAGGAAUAAAACCCAGUGUUAAAAAAACUGCUUGACUGUGGCCAUGGAAUUUCAUUUCAGACAUUCAAAAUGUUAUGCAAAAACUUGUAGUGUCAAAAUUUCAGGUGCUGGUUGCUUGGUACAUUUCAGUAUCCAUGAAAACAGGAAAAAAUAACCGUGGUGUUACUGGAAUCUGGAAUUGAAGAUGUACUGGAACUUUUGCACUCCAUUGAUGCUGUUAAAGGUGCUGCACAGAUUAUUUGAAAGGCACUAUUGGAUACGGACCUUAGUUCAAAAGACACAUUUUGUUAUUCACAGGAAUUAAAAAGCCUCAGUGACAAAUGUAGAAAUAUACUAGAUCUGGUACUGACACAAGCACACACAGUAUCUGUAACUAACACUCCUCAGAAUACUGCUCAACAGGUCACAAGCACCACUGCUCACAGUUAAGGGCGGCCAAUUCUGUGAUGUCUGCCAUUGACAGAUUGAUAUCUGAAAGAGAACAACAGCAUUGAAGUCACAUGUGUAAAGAGGAGCAAAAGUCUUCAGACAAGGCUGCUUACAGUCUUCAUGGAAACAAGAAGAAAAAACCCUUAUAUAUCAUGACAGCACAUUCUGUGUCAUUGUCCCAUCCCCCCUGACAUUUCUCAUUUUUCCAAGGACGUGUUUACCUCAGCACACAGCUUUCACCAUGCAGACUGUUCAUCAUUUUGAGAACACUGAGUGAUCAUGACGCUUCAGUCACUUAAGUGCAACUUAGUGUGCCCCUCUGUUGGUCUCCCAUUUUCUUUACUAAAUCUGAAUUAAUUCUUGUAGCCUUGCUGAAACUUUUUAUUGUUUCAGUUUACAAGAAGGUCUCAAAGACUAUAUAUAAAUACUAUAAGUUUGUUUUGCAGAAUUGGGAAGGUUUAUGCUAGUUCCUUUGUGCUAUAAAUUAAAAAUGUGGAUUCAUGGUAAAAAGAGCUUAGAGAGGAACAAAUUGGGUGUGACUGGUGUACUUUAUAAGUACUCAUUACUUGGUUCUGGCUCAUUUAGCAAAGAGAAAUAAACUAAUACUCUUAAUUCCCAACCUGCUUCUUACUCCAUGUUCCAUGACUGCCUCUGGUGUCAUGGAGUCUAUUGCCUUGAUAAGAGGCUACAGUUUCUGAUCCUGCACCAUAAUGCAUCUGCCCAGGUGCAUUGAAACAAUUAUAGCCUCAUUUUCUCCUUGAGAUCAAUAGCUCCUUGAGAUCAUCCUCCUAAGAACUGCUCCACAGAAAUAUCUUUUAUGUGGGGGAUGUAGUUCUAAUUGCCCAAACCUAUUUGGGUAUCAGGCAAUUAUUGCUGAUUUGCUGGCAAUAAUUUUAAAACAAUUAUUAAAAGUAACAGUUGUCAUUUUCCACGAGGAGGAUUAGAUAGUCUAAGGUUGGAUUAUUGUGGACAUGAACAAGUUGAUUCUUAGAAUGUUUUGAUAUUCAGUUUCAUGAGGCUGCUAAUGGAGAUUUCUAGAGAGAUCUGAAGUCAAGGCUGAACAAAAAGUCACAAUAGUUCACUGUUUCUUUUUUGGAUUAGUUUAGUUUUGUUUUACAAAAGGGGGCAACUUGUUACAGAGCCAUCUUGCAUUGCUAAAGCCAAAUCUGUAUUGCAUAUUGUCUUCAGAGCAUCUUUCUAGCUCCCAUGCUCAGUUUCCUUUUGAAGGUGUUAAAUACCACUUUCUUAGAUUUAUAGGUGCGCUUCUAGUGCUACUCUUAGAUUGGAAGUUAGUCGUAAUUCCUUAUCAAUUGUUCAACCUGGACAUAUUCCAUUCCAUUUUAGCUUCACAGCAUCUUUUGCUUGCCCCCAAUUUCUUUAUUCCAGGUGAUGACAGACUCUAGUAAGUCUGCCUGGAAGGAGGAGAUAGAAUGGAAAGUUCUUUCAGCAGAGGUUUUCUGAGGUCUGGAAAAAUGGCAGACAUUGACAACAAAGAACAGACUGAACUUGAUCAGCAAGACAUGGAAGAUGUUGAAGAAGUAGAAGAAGAAGAAUCUGGAGAGGAUGCUAACAGCAAAGCACGUCAGCUGACCGUACAAAUGAUGCAGAAUCCUCAGAUUCUUGCAGCCCUUCAGGAAAGACUCGAUGGUCUGGUUGGAACACCUACAGGAUAUAUAGAAAGCUUGCCUAAAGUAGUUAAAAGACGUGUGAAUGCACUUAAGAAUCUUCAAGUUAAAUGUGCACAGAUAGAAGCAAAGUUCUACGAAGAAGUUCAUGAACUGGAAAGAAAAUAUGCUGCUCUUUAUCAGCCCUUGUUUGACAAGAGGAGUGAAAUCAUCAAUGCAGUUUAUGAACCUACUGAAGAAGAAUGUGAAUGGAAAACAGAUGCUGAAGAAGAAAUUUCAGAGGAAAUGAAAGAGAAGGCCAAGCUUGAAGAGGAGAAAAAAGAUCAAGAAAAAGACGAUCCUAAAGGAAUUCCUGAAUUUUGGCUGACUGUAUUCAAGAAUGUUGACUUACUCAGUGAUAUGGUUCAGGAGCAUGAUGAACCUAUACUGAAACACUUGAAAGAUAUUAAAGUGAAAUUUUCAGAGGCUGGGCAGCCUAUGACUUUUACAUUAGAAUUUCACUUUGAACCUAAUGAAUAUUUCACAAAUGAAGUAGUGACAAAAACAUACAGAAUGAGAUCAGAGCCUGAUGAUUCCGAUCCUUUCUCCUUCGAUGGACCAGAAAUUAUGGGUUGUACAGGGUGCCAAAUAGACUGGAAAAAAGGAAAGAAUGUUACUUUAAAAACCAUCAAGAAGAAACAAAAGCACAAGGGGCGUGGAACGGUUAGAACAGUGACAAAAACAGUUUCCAACGAUUCUUUCUUCAAUUUUUUCAGUCCUCCUGAAGUUCCAGAAAGUGGAGACUUGGAUGAUGAUGCUGAAGCCAUUCUUGCAGCUGAUUUUGAAAUUGGUCACUUUUUACGAGAGCGCAUAGUUCCUCGAUCGGUAUUGUAUUUCACAGGAGAAGCCAUUGAAGAUGAUGAUGAUUAUGAUGAAGAGGGUGAGGAAGCCGAUGAUGAGGAAGGGGAAGAAGAAGCAGAUGAAGAAAAUGAUCCAGAUUAUGACCCGAAGAAGGAUCCAAACCCAGCAGAGUGCAAGCAGCAGUGAAGCAGUGUGUAUGUGGCCUUGAGGAUUAACUGCACUGUUAUAGCCUGUACACAACUAUUAGUUACUUACAGCCUUAUGUUUUGUAUCUUGGUAGAAUUAAGUAAACAUUUUGUUAAAACAAACUGACAGAACCCGUUUAAAAUGUAGGUUCCUUGUACCUAGCAUUUUAAUAGUACUUUUCUGCCAAUAUGUAGAAUGCAGUAAAUCCUGAAAGCAUGAAUAGUUAAUUCAUUGCUAUAUAUAGUUUGGUUCUUGUGAAGUCUGUUGUCAUGUAGCUAUUAGACUGCAGCUGUGAAGAUACCUGACUGUUGACGGAGACCACUAUUUGUUUAGAAAAGAUCCUUUCCUGAAGAACCAACCAAAGUAUUUUUCAGCCCAGUAGUUUAAAUGGGUUUAAGUCUGCUUGCACUAGCUGUGCCUUCAUUACUUCGUUAUAGAAAUGACAGUGACUCAUACUAAUUAGAAGAUGACAUACAUUUUUGAAUUUGACUACAUCCAUAUAAUCUGUUAAUUUCCAUCAAGACCACACUGAACGUUCAUAACUGUCUGCUUGUUUAUGCUCUAGGUUUUUGUACUUUGUGAUGGUGACCUAAAGAAAAACUAGAGACAUCAUAUUAAGGUUGUUUAUCACUGGGGUGUGAAUAAACCUAGUAUUUUCAGAAA
Molecule: messenger RNA, 4223 nt
Organism: Varanus komodoensis (Komodo dragon)
Lineage: Eukaryota; Metazoa; Chordata; Lepidosauria; Squamata; Varanidae
Gene: NAP1L1
Product: nucleosome assembly protein 1 like 1
Exons: 15
Coding region: 2340-3560 (406 amino acids)
Biological process (GO): nucleosome assembly
Cellular component (GO): nucleus; chromatin
Molecular function (GO): chromatin binding; histone binding
Source: RefSeq, a predicted model, not a curated record